AUGGAAGAAUUAAUUAAAUUAAAUUUCCCAAAAUCAGUUGAAGAAUAUAAAAAACAAAGUGAAGAAUUAAUGGAAACUUAUGAUAAAGGAUUGAAAGAAAUUAUUGAAAUUCCAAAGGAGAAGAGAACUUUUGCAAAUACAUUUGAAGCUACAGAUAAAUUGGAUGUAAAAUUUAGAAAUAUUGAAUCAAGUUUAACAUUUUUAGCCAAUGCAAGUACUGAUGAAAAGGUUAGAGAUGUUGCUAAUGAAGUUGAAGCAACCUUAUCAAAAUAUUCUAUUGCAACCUCAAUGAGAGAGGAUCUCUAUCAAGCCUAUGUCGAUUGUUGUAAACAAAACAAUGACUUUAAAGAAAGCGAUCUUAGUAAGGAACAAUUGAGAUAUGUUAGUAAGACAUUGGAAGGUUUCGAAAAGAAUGGUCUUCAAUUACCAAAGGAGAAAAGAGAGAAACUUAAGGAAAUCAUGACUAAAAUCUCUGACAAUUCCAUUAAAUUCUCAAAGAAUAUAGCUGAUGAUAAAACUAAAUUAUCAUUCUCAAUGGAGCAAUUGAAUGGUAUUCCAAAGGAGACAAUAGAGUCAUUUGAAAAGGAUGAGUCUAAACCAGGCAACUAUUUCAUCUCUUUAAAGUAUCCAGAUGUAAUACCAACAAUGAAAUAUUGUACAGUUGCAGAGACUAGAAAAGCCGUUGAAUUCGCCAAUGGUUCAAAAUGCAUCAAAGAGAAUACCCCAAUUCUAGAGGAGACAUGUAAACUUCGUUUUGAAGCUGCUCAACUCUUGGGUUUCAAAGACUGGGCUUCCUAUAAAUCAAAUUAUCUCAUGGUUAAGUCAAAUGAUAACAUUCAAUCCUUUGAAGAGAGAAUGAGAAAGUUAUUAACCCCACAUGCUGUCACAGAGUAUGACAGAUUGAAACAACUCAAAAAGAAGAUUUACCUCGAAAAAGGUGGCAACCCAGAAACCUAUGACGAUCAUUACUACUCCUAUGAUAAUGCUUUCUACAAUAAUGUUAUGUUGGUCCAAGAUUAUCAAGUUGAUAAUAAUUUAGUCAAAGAGUAUUUCCCAUUCGAAGUUGUCAUUAAGGGUAUUUUCAAUUGUUAUCAAGAACUCUUGAAUGUUAAAUUCACAGAGGUACCAGCCUACCAACCAUGGCAUGAAGAAGUUAAAAUGUAUUCAUGUGUUGAUACAGCAGAUUCUAAUAAAUUGUUAGGUCAUUUCUAUAUUGAUUUAUUCCCACGUGAGGGUAAAUAUUCUCAUGCUGCAGUAUGGCCAUUAAUUCCUGGUUAUGAAAGAGCCGAUGGUGAAAAGCAAUAUCCAGUAGCUGCAAUGCUUUGUAAUUUCACUAAACCAACUCCAACCACUCCAUCAUUAUUAACCCAUGAUGAGGUUGUCACUUUUUUCCAUGAAUUUGGUCAUGUUAUGCAUAAUAUGUCUACCAAAGUUCAUUAUUCAAUGUUUAGUGGUACAAGUGUAGAAAGAGAUUUUGUUGAAUGUCCAAGUCAAUUAUUUGAAUUUUGGUGUUGGAAUAAAGAUGUACUCGUCAAUAAAUUAUCUGGUCACUAUAAAGAUCAUUCAAAGAAAUUACCAACUGAUUUAGUUGAAAGAAUGAUUGCUGCAAAGAAUUUAAAUGUUGCCAUCUUUUAUCUUCGUCAAAUUCAAUUAGCUCUCUUUGAUAAUGCUAUUCAUAGUGGUAAUCCUGCAAACUUUACCAAUACUGCUGAUCUUUAUCAUCGUAUUGCAACUGAUGUAGCUCUUAAUCCAAAUCAAAAAGGUACUAAUCCAGGUUGUUCAUUUGGUCAUUUAUUAGGUGGUUAUGAUGCUCAAUAUUAUUCAUAUCUUUAUUCUGAAUGUUUCAGUGCUAGUAUCUUUGAAAUUUUCGAUAAACAUGGUGUUAUGAAUAAGGAAUUAGGUGCUAGACUUCGUAAUCAAGUUUUGGCUGUUGGUGGUUCACAACCAAGUAGUGAAACUAUUGAAAACUUUUUAGGUAGCAAACCAAAUGAAGCUGCUUUCUUAAAAACUAUUGGUCUUUAA
Dictyostelium discoideum AX4 is the source of this 2022-nucleotide messenger RNA. RefSeq names its product peptidase M3A and M3B domain-containing protein. Gene Ontology annotation, molecular function: metalloendopeptidase activity; metallopeptidase activity. The record is from RefSeq and is a predicted model, not a curated record. Gene Ontology annotation, biological process: proteolysis. The transcript has 2 exons. NCBI's taxonomy places the organism in Eukaryota, Evosea, Eumycetozoa, Dictyosteliales, Dictyosteliaceae. Bases 1 to 2022 code for a protein of 673 amino acids.